Geodia barretti is the source of this 1350-nucleotide messenger RNA. Lineage: Eukaryota; Metazoa; Porifera; Demospongiae; Tetractinellida; Geodiidae. The record is from the annotation of a GenBank genome assembly.
AUGGAUCUGCCGGGCAUGUGGCAACACUUUUCCCUUAUGGCAAGCGAGUUGUCCGAAGACCUGUUUGAAGAAGGUUGCGGUUUUGACGGUUCCAGUAUCCGUGGUUUCCAGGCGAUCAACGAGAGCGAUAUGUUGCUCUUUCCGGACCCAACGACGGCUCUCAUUGACCCGGUCUGCAAGGUGCCAACGCUGAGCAUUACGUGUAACAUCAAAGACCCAAUCACGUUGGAGAGUUACACACGCGAUGUACGAUAUAUCGCACAGAAGGCAGAAGCCUAUCUACAGUCCACAGGCAUUGCAGAUACGAGCUUCUGGGGACCUGAAGCAGAAUUCUAUCUCCUGAACGAUAUCCGCUACGGGCAGAGCCCGAAUUCCGGUUUCUAUCAUGUUGAUUCCGUUGAAGGUAGUUGGAAUUCGGGGCGCGAAGAGAAUCCGAACCUCGGUUACAAACCGCGCUAUAAAGAGGGGUACUUCCCGGUACCGCCUUCAGAUACACUUCAAGACCUCCGUUCCGAGAUCUGUCUGAAGCUGAUAGAAGCAGGCAUUGAUGUGGAAGUUCACCACCACGAAGUGGGAACCGCAGGUCAAGGUGAGAUUGAUAUUCGUUAUGGUCCCCUCACGGACAUAGGCGAUAAGAUUGCCCUGUAUAAGUACAUCAUCAAAAAUAUGGCGCGUGAGAACAACUUGGUCGCCACCUUUAUGCCGAAACCGCUCUUCCAAGACAACGGUUCCGGGAUGCACGUCCACCAGAGUCUCUGGAAAGAUGGCAAGAACAUCUUCUACGACCCACAGGGAUAUUCGCUUCUCAGUGAGGACGCGCUCUAUUACAUCGGUGGCUUGCUCGCGCAUGCCCGCUCGCUCUGUGCAAUCAUCGCUCCGACAACCAACUCCUACAAACGGUUGGUCCCAGGAUAUGAAGCACCCGUGAACAUCGCCUACUCGCAACGGAACCGUAGUGCGUGUGUCCGUAUUCCUGUCUACUCGAAGAGUGAGAAGGCAAAACGGAUCGAAUUCCGGACACCGGAUCCAUCCUGUAAUCCUUAUCUCGCCUUCAGCGCACUGCUUAUGGCAGGGCUCGACGGUAUACAGAACCGCAUCCAUCCCGGUGACCCGCUCGACAAAGACCUUUAUGACCUCGAGCCGGAAGAACUCGCAGACAUUGAGUCCACACCAGUCUCCCUUGGAGAUGCCCUUGAUGCCUUAGAGGAAGACCACGAAUAUCUCCUCAAGGGCGAUGUGUUCACUCAAGAUGUUUUAGAUGUCUGGAUUGAUUACAAGCGUGAGAAUGAGGUCGAUGCAGUAAAUAUACGGCCCCAUCCCUAUGAAUUCUUCCUCUACCACGAUAUUUAG